AUGCUCUCCGGAUCGCUUCUGGGUUAUCUUUUCUUUGUGACGCUCCUUCCACUUUCGUCUCUAGGCGCAGGCGUCUUGAAGAACGUGACGAUCGGCUCUGAUAACCCCUCUGUCCUUUUCUCGGCUGGAUGGAGCUCAGCACUGCGAGAAGGAGAUGUUAGUGAGGUUGUCUCCUCGGACAGGUAUGGAGAUUGGGUCGAGUUGGUACUACCAGUGAGCACGGUCGCAGUGUAUUAUGUUGGAUUUACACAACCCGACGGAGCGCUGUAUGCUGCGUGUGUCGAUUGCGAGGAGCCUUGGGGUCGAUUUAUGAGAGUAGAUGCAUUUGAUCCCCACGAGAACGAUACGCCAGUCACUCUCUUGGCUUUUACUGGUCUUGAUCCAGAACGAUCACACGUCCUGGACGUAAUGAAUGUCAGAGACCCACGUUUUGGAUAUGCCGGCCAGAUAACGUUUGCAGGAGCAAUAGUCACCGUUCUUGAAGACGAUGUCAUCUCGAAGUGGGACAAUGAGUUAUCAACGGCCUCGUUGGCCCUAGCUUCUGCUGUCAAGCUCACAGCUUAG
This is a messenger RNA of Fibroporia radiculosa, 564 nucleotides long. RefSeq lists its product as uncharacterized. Bases 1 to 564 code for a protein of 187 amino acids. The transcript has 5 exons. NCBI's taxonomy places the organism in Eukaryota, Fungi, Basidiomycota, Agaricomycetes, Polyporales, Fibroporiaceae. The record is from RefSeq and is a predicted model, not a curated record.